Molecule: messenger RNA, 1665 nt
Organism: Gadus chalcogrammus (walleye pollock)
Lineage: Eukaryota; Metazoa; Chordata; Actinopteri; Gadiformes; Gadidae
Gene: anxa1a
Product: annexin A1a
Exons: 12
Coding region: 129-1142 (337 amino acids)
Biological process (GO): cellular response to glucocorticoid stimulus; response to peptide hormone; granulocyte chemotaxis
Cellular component (GO): plasma membrane; cytoplasm
Molecular function (GO): calcium-dependent phospholipid binding; phospholipase A2 inhibitor activity; calcium ion binding
Source: RefSeq, a predicted model, not a curated record
GCUGCUCCCUGUCGCUAGGUGUGGUUAAACACACGGGUAUAAAUAUGAUGCUAGUGCCGCUACUCCUCCCCUGAAAGUCCAACCAACACUAUUUCCUCCUUACCCACACACUCGUGUCCACCUCCACCAUGUCUUUCAUCAAUGCUUUCCUGCAGCAGGCUGUUUAUCUGGGCCUGCCCGAUGACUCAACUCUUAAGAACGAGGGGACAGUUACCGCAGCGCUCAAUUUCAGCCCCGAUGGAGACGCCGGAGUCUUGGAAAAGGCCAUCAAGACAAAGGGUGUGGAUGAGAACACCAUCAUCGAUGUCCUGGUUAAGAGGAGCAACGAGCAGAGGCAGAAGAUCAAGGAGGCCUACCAGCGCUCCAGCGGCAAGCCCCUGGAGACUGCGCUGAAGUCUGCGUUGAAGGGGGAGCUGGAGGAAGUGGUGCUGGCUCUGCUGAAGACACCAGCACAGUAUGACGCCCAUCUGCUCAAACAAUCCAUGAAGGGUCUGGGCACCGACGAGGACACUCUGAUCGAGGUCAUGGCCUCAAGAACCAACCGCGAGAUGGAGGCCAUCAAAGUAGCAUACAUGGAAGCAAACAAGAAGGAACUGGAAGCUGAAAUCAAGUCGGACACGAGCGGAGACUUCCGGAAUGCCCUCCUCACACUGUGCAAAGCCGGGAGGACUGAGGGAGUGAAUGACGAGCUGGCCGACAGCGACGCCAGAGCUCUGUACGCUGCGGGCGAGCAGAGGAAGGGCACGGACGCCUCGGUCUUCAUCGACAUCCUGACCUCCAGGAGCGGCGCUCAUCUCCGCAAAGUGUUUGACAGAUACUCCAAGUACAGCAAGGUGGACGUGUCCAAAGCUAUUGAUAUGGAGAUGAAGGGAGAUAUUGAGAGUUGUCUUACAGCAGUAGUCAAAUGUGCUGGGAGCAGGCCCGCAUUCUUUGCUGAAAGGCUCAACCUGGCCAUGAAGGGUAAGGGAACCCGGACCAAAAUCCUGACCCGCAUCAUGGUGAGCCGCUCUGAGAUUGACAUGAAACGGAUAAAAGACGCCUACAGGAAAGACUACGGAAAAACCCUCUAUCAGGAGAUUCUGGAUGACACAAAGGGAGACUAUGAGAAGAUCCUGCUGGCUCUGUGUGGCAGUGAGAAUUAAUCGACCACAAACCUCCCAACUCAAACCCUGACUCAACAUGAACAUCUAUAUGAAACCUAACCUUGUCACAGACCUUCUUCUGCCCAUCACUCAUGUGGAUAACUCUUGCCCAACUUUAAACUACUUGCAAGCAGCCAUAGCAAGGAAUAACAAUGAACACGCCAAAGCUUUAACAUAUACUAUUACUGCAUUGCAAUGUAUGUAUCUAAUUUAUCUCCUUCAUUUUGUUGACACCAGCAGGCAACAGUUUGCUCUGAUGUAGGCCUUGGAAUACAUUGGGUGGUAAACAUGUGCUAUUUGGUAAUGCAUACAGUAUAUACAUAUACGUAUCGAGUGCUGGUGUUUGAGCUUCGGCUAAAAUGAGAGCUUCUGCAAUCUGUCUGAUAGCUUGACACUAGAAUCCAAGUUAAUCAUGGACCAAAUGUAUUUUGCGAUGUGGCCCUUUUAAGGUAUUUGUUAUUCUACUCCACCUAAAUAAAGUGUUUAUGAAGGCCUGAAUCACCUCUAUUUUUGCUAACGCUGG